Messenger RNA from Arabidopsis lyrata subsp. lyrata, 1630 nucleotides. RefSeq names its product putative F-box protein At2g04810. The transcript has a single exon. Bases 317 to 1555 code for a protein of 412 amino acids. Lineage: Eukaryota; Viridiplantae; Streptophyta; Magnoliopsida; Brassicales; Brassicaceae. Gene Ontology annotation, molecular function: protein binding. The record is from RefSeq and is a predicted model, not a curated record.
GUAGGUAGAUCUCAUGUUAGUUAUUACCAAGUAAACUGCUUGAGCCUUUGACCCAAACUCAGACUUCCCACAUAAAUAUGUUUUUUUGUUUCCAGGGUGAAUCGAAUCUGGGUUAGUUCCUUCCAACAUUUCUCCAAUUCACAACCACCACUAGACCACAGCUGUGUGGACAAAAAUAAAACAUAUCAAUUCCAAAAAAAAAAAAAAAAAAAUUGAAAAAUCAAAACCCUAGCAUAUCUCUCACGCUUUUAUAAAUGGAAAACCCUUUGCUAAAUAACCAAAAAACCUUAGUGUGAUCGGUAAAGCAGUCAGAGACAUGGGGAACGGCUUGAUGAGAAAGAAGAAGAAGAAGAACAAGUACAAGAAGAAGAGACCAAAAGUGUCUAGAAAUCGCGAUUGCGAUUGGUCCAACCUUCCACCCGAUGUUCUGCGCAAGAUUUUCGAAACCUUAAAGAGUCCAAUUGAUUCUCACCGAGCAAAAACCGUUUGCUCGAAUUGGUAUUCAGUUUGGAAAACAUGCGCGAACAAGCCUCCAUGUCCAUGGCGAUUCAUACACCAAGGUGAUUCUCCCACCGUAGGAAAAAUCACAAGAAAACUCUCAGGACUCUCAAAAACAACCUAUUGUAUGGCUAGCUCCGGAAACUGUCUCCUGAUGGUUGAUCGUCGUCUCAAAUUCUCUAUUUUGAACAUUUUGACAGGAGGAAGGAUCAAUCUUCCAUCAAUGGAGUUACAUAUACGUGGAAGACAAGUAACCUUCAAACCUGAAAGAGAAUGGUCCGAUGAUUCUGGAUGCUUCUUCGGGUCUUAUCGUAAUGAUAAUGUCUCGUAUGAAUUUGAUUCUGUCGAAUGGAAAAACUCGGUAGCUGUUCUAUGGAUAAACGAGACAACAGGGGAUUAUGUCGUUGCUUGGACAUUCAUACAGCAUUACUUGUUCUCAUACAAGAAAGGAGAUUCUUCUUGGUGUAAUCUAAAUCACAAUGGGAAAAGGUUGGUUUCGUUUGAUAUGGCUUGUGAGAACAAUAAGCUUUAUCUUUACGCAGCUAAUCAUCACAUAAGGAUUUUUGAUUUCUCUGGAGUUUUUCCCAUAGAAAAGAAAACCGAAAACCCGUAUUCGAAAUAUCCGUUUAACGCGGUUGAGGAACCGUGCGAAUACGUUUGGAAGAGGAAAAUAGCGAUUCAGAAAUCAUCAGGUGAGGUUUUGAUCAUCUUGAGCCUUAAACAAGUGUUUUGUGAAGAAGAGAAACUUUUGUUUUACAUCUUUAAGAUGAAUCUUGAGAGUUGCAAGUGGGAAAGAGUUUAUUCUAUUGGAGAUGAGAUGUUGGUUUUUGGUCAAGGUGUUACAAUAGCUACUGCUCUUAAAGAUCUUGGUCAUGGAAUCAAGAGUGAUUCAGUCUCUUUUAUCGACACAGACGUCUGGCCAGAUCAUCAAGAUCAUGAUCAUCGUGUUUCGAGUUGCGGUGUCUUCCAUAUUACUACAAGUAAGAUCGAAUGGCCUAAGAAAAUCUAUUGUUCCAUAAAUGAAACUCAGUGGUAUGUUCGGGGAUUUGCUUAUUAGGUACUGCUCAUUUAUGUAAUAUCAUAAGACUCUUUUUAUUUAUUUCUUGUUUAGUGUUAUUCAACAUUCCUAACU